Messenger RNA from Mya arenaria, 2763 nucleotides. RefSeq names its product nephrin-like. Lineage: Eukaryota; Metazoa; Mollusca; Bivalvia; Myida; Myidae. The transcript has 13 exons. The record is from RefSeq and is a predicted model, not a curated record. Bases 76 to 2337 code for a protein of 753 amino acids. Gene Ontology annotation, molecular function: protein binding.
UGUGUUACUGUAUGCACAUGACGUAUAAUUUAUUUAGGCCAUUCAGUGAUAUGGAUAUCUUCAUUUAGUUAAGGGAUGACUUACAAAACAUCGCUUUUGACCUAUGUAUUGAUCUCCGUACAUUUUGGGGUUCAUUCUCAAGAAUGCGAAAGACUUGUUUCACUACCAGCCUCACAACCCAUAUUAAGGUACGAUUUUGACUAUUCAGAAGAGGGAACUGUUCAAUUAUUGAACCCUAACAUCAAUCCAAUAUUCCAAGUAUCGUGCUUUAGUAGAACAUGCUCCAGUGCCGACUACUUGAACUGCAGCCUGGCCUCUACCGGCAACAUAGCCACUGGCAAGAUUUACAUCCAGCUCGACAGUUUCAGCAACGGGCAGCAAGGAACAUAUACGUUUAUGGCUCCUGGAGGCGCCAAAGUGUUGAAAUGCAUCACCUUGUAUUUGAUAGGAACACCAAACUAUCCCGGUAUCAGCGCGAACAGGGUACCCCAUACGGGUCAAACCGUGACAUUAACAUGUCAGUGUAUAUCUACAACCGAUCCCUCGGGACACGGCUUGGCUAUGACUUUUGCAUGGACAAAAGAUGGCGUUACGUUGACAUCAGGAGGGAGAUUCACCUUACUUGCACAUACCCCCGCUGCGUUGACCAUCACCAAUGUCCAACGUAACGAUGAGCUGUCACAGUUCACCUGUACGGCUUCGGAAGAAAUGGGUCUGACAUCGAACAGCAGUGCGGCUUUCAAGAUCAGCAUUUAUUACGGCCCCGACAGUAUCGCCUUCAACAGGACCAGUGUUACCCAGAUCCUUGAUGAAGGAGACAGAUUUUUCCCGGUCGAGUGUCUGGCAGACUGCAAGCCUUCCUGCACCUUCAGAUGGACGAAAGGUCAAAUUCCUGUGAGCAACUCUGCGGUCCUGGACCUCGGUAUAGCUGGUAGCGAUGAUUUGGGACAAUACACAUGUACUUCUGAACAUUCCAAUUACACGACGUUUACUGGAACUAAAAACUACUCAGUCAUUCUCAUACAUGGUCCUGACAAGGUGCCCCUAUCGCCUCCUUCAACCACGUAUACGGAGAUGGAAAGUGCCAUUCUGGCAAACAUUUCCUGCUCUGCAGUUUGUUACCCGGAAUGUUUUUACACUUGGUCCAAGGUUGGAACAGCCGGUACAGUGCAGAACAAUGCCGUUUUAAGUCUUGGACAACUAACGUGGCAAAAAUCAGGAUCGUACAUAUGUUCUGCUACAAAUCCGAGGACAUCCUCAACACGAAAUGGUCCUACAGUAAUUGUUGAGGUCCAAUAUUCCGCAAGGCGAAUACCUGGAGAAGAGGUACAGCUUAUCUUCAACACCCGCAAACAUAACAAUGCAACCUUGGUGUACAAAAUAGUCGCAUACCCCGUGCCCAAACCAUCACAGUUCGUUUGGAAGCGGUGUAUGAAUAUCAGUUCAUGUGAACCUUUGCCGCCUGACUUGGACAAAUUCGAAAUUGACACAGAAGGUCUAUCAAGUAACUUAUCGAUUCUGGACGUUCAAAAUGAAGAUUACAGAAUUUACCAAUUGUCAGUGUCUAACGGAGUUGGUGAUGCGCUAGUGGAAUGGUUACAUCUUAGACCAAUCGAAUUACCCGAUUCGCCAACGGUCUUCCACGUCAUUCAAAACACAAUAAAGCAAACAACUGCUGUAGUGACCUGGAUAACUGGAUUUGACGGUGGAUCACCUCAAACGUUUCAUUUGUCCUAUAGAAAACUGGUUGGUGACACAGGUUUUACUACAGCAACAGUACAACACGAUGAUAAGAAAGUGUUGAAUUACACAAUUGAACAUUUAGAACCUGGAACCAAGUACUUUGUAUCACUCUUUGCGGCAAACGAGGAGGGUUCUACUGCAUCGAUUAAUGUAACUUUUCAAACUCUUAAAACUAUAUCUGAUCACACCGAGACAAGUCCAAAUAUUGGCCCUGUCAUUGGAGGGUCGAUUGGUGGAACUAUUGGAGCGAUCAUGGCCAUAGUUGUCGUCGUUGUAAUUGUCAAACGGAAAUACUCACUAAAUUGCAUAUGUUUCCGUACAAAGAAAAGUGCUGAUCCUGCUGAGCAAUCCGUGUCUGGCAGACACAACCCCGGAUGUAACAUAGUCCAGUCGUACGAAGAAUUGCCCAUGACAAUACAAACAUCGGAUUACGAUGCUUUAAAAAAAGGCGACAAUGGACCCAAUAGUUCGCAUGUGUACACGACGUUGGAUGAGUCAAGUUCAAAGGCACCUGUGAAUUACGGAAAUGCAACUAAAGGGGAACCGGUUUACAACAAUACUGUGCAGCAGAAUCCGGUGCAAACAGUGCUUUAAUAUACACAAAGUGGAUGAUUGAAAGUCUGACACCGUUAUACGAUGUGAGGAUUCGGCUUUUUACUCUCAAAUGGAUGGAUCUUUGAUAUAAUAGGAAUUGGAGCCUUACAAUAUUAAUGUAUUGUAUCUUUGCCAAGAAAAUGUACAGAAACAUAUCAGCAUAGUAGUCCGUCUUGUAUUAGAACAUUCUCAAGUACUUAGUGUUUGUAGAAUUCAGAGCCUAACACUUAUAUCAUAAAUAUGAUUGUUAUGUUUACAAGUAGUAUAUCGUUAUAGCCUCAAUGACAAAUCCGGACUUCAUAGUAUAUUAUAUAUUCGAUAUAAGUUCUCUUUAAUUGUUUUUGUCUAAAUGUAUAGUGCUAAACAUAAACUCUUAUAUAGACAUUAUCAUUGUAGGUAAUUGAAUUAAAGACCUGUCCAAGUUUC